Tupaia belangeri chinensis (Chinese tree shrew) is the source of this 2368-nucleotide messenger RNA. It is a transcript of the gene ANGPTL1, whose product is annotated as angiopoietin like 1. The transcript is spliced from 5 exons. NCBI's taxonomy places the organism in Eukaryota, Metazoa, Chordata, Mammalia, Scandentia, Tupaiidae. The coding region runs from base 432 to 1907 and encodes 491 amino acids. Gene Ontology annotation, biological process: blood coagulation. The record is from RefSeq and is a predicted model, not a curated record.
UUUUGGUGACGUAAUAUGUGGGCUGCACUGGAGUCUACUGAGAAGGAGAGGGAAUCACUGUUCAAGGGUACUGUAUAUACAGGCCGGGUCAGCUGCAGCUCGUUACUGCAUUUCUCCAUGUGGCAGACAGCGCAGGGCCACAGUGCUUUCUCUGCUGGACUGAAGACAGCCCACAGACCAGAACUUCACCACACUACUUAAAAUUACAUAGGUGGCUUGUCAAAUUCAAUUCAUUAGUACUGUAAAAAGAGAAAGAAGUUCCUUAUUAUAGUUUGGCUUCAACGGUCCAAAACAAAAAUGCAGUUGCCAUUAAAGUCACAGAUGAAAAAACUUCUGCACUGAUUUUUAAAAUCAAGAAUAAGGACAGCAAGUUUCUGGAUUUACCUUUUCAGCUGAUACAAGAAGACAUCACUGUACAACCUCAUUUCAAAAUGAAGAGUUUCACCUGGACCCUAGGUGUGCUAUUCUUCCUACUAACGGGUCCUCAACACUGCAGAGGGGGACAGUUCAAAAUAAAAAACAUAACACAGAGGAGAUACCCUCGUGCCACAGAGGGUAAAGAGGAAGUGAAGAAAUGUUCAUACACAUUCCUGGUACCCGAACAAAAAAUAACAGGGCCAAUCUGUGUCAACACCAAAGGGCAAGAUGCAGGUACCAUUAAAGACAUGAUCACCAGGAUGGACCUCGAAAACCUGAAGGACGUGCUCUCUAGGCAGAAGCGGGAGAUAGACGUCCUACAGUUGGUGGUGGACGUCGAUGGGAACAUUGUAAACGAGGUCAAGCUGCUGAGAAAAGAAAGCCGUAACAUGAACUCCCGUGUUACUCAACUCUACAUGCAACUACUACAUGAGAUUAUCCGUAAGAGGGACAAUUCACUUGAACUUUCCCAGUUGGAAAAUAAAAUCCUCAACAUUACCACAGAAAUGUUGAAGAUGGCAACAAGGUACAGGGAACUAGAGGUGAAAUACGCUUCCUUGACUGACCUUGUCAAUAACCAGUCUGUGAUGAUCACUUUGUUGGAAGAACAGUGCUUGAGGAUAUUUUCCCGACAAGACACCCAUGUGUCCCCUCCUCUUGUCCAGGUGGUGCCACAACAUAUUCCUAACAGUCACCAGUACACCCCUGGUCUGCUGGGAGGUAAUGAGAUACAGAGGGAUCCAGGCUAUCCACGAGAUUUAAUGCCGCCACCUGAUCUGGCAACUGCUCCCACUAAAAGCCCUUUCAAAAUACCACCAGUAACUUUCAUCAAUGAAGGACCAUUCAAAGACUGUCAGCAAGCAAAAGAAGCUGGACAUUCAGUCAGUGGAAUUUACAUGAUUAAGCCUGAACACAGCAAUGGACCAAUGCAGUUAUGGUGUGAGAACAGUUUGGAUCCUGGGGGUUGGACUGUUAUUCAGAAAAGAAUAGACGGCUCUGUCAAUUUCUUCAGAAACUGGGAAAAUUAUAAGAAAGGAUUUGGAAACAUUGAUGGAGAAUAUUGGCUUGGACUGGAAAAUAUCUAUAUGCUUAGCAAUCAAGAUAAUUACAAACUGCUGAUUGAAUUAGAAGACUGGAGUGAUAAAAAAGUCUACGCAGAAUAUAGCAGCUUUCGGCUGGAACCUGAAAGUGAAUUCUAUAGACUGCGCCUGGGAACUUACCAGGGAAAUGCAGGGGAUUCUCUGAUGUGGCAUAACGGUAAACAAUUCACCACACUGGACAGAGAUAAAGAUACGUAUGCAGGAAACUGCGCCCACUUUCAUAAAGGAGGCUGGUGGUACAACGCCUGUGCACAUUCCAACCUUAACGGAGUGUGGUACAGAGGGGGCCACUACAGGAGCAAGCACCAGGAUGGGAUUUUCUGGGCUGAAUACAGAGGCGGGUCCUACUCCUUAAGAGCAGUUCAGAUGAUGAUCAAGCCCAUUGACUGAGGAGAGAUCAUUUCCAAUUUAAAGGACAUAGAUUCUCUGUUUUUCAGUUCCUAAAAACGUAAAUGUUACAUGUAUUAAAAAAAAAAGUGCACAAUCUAUUUCUAUAGAUACAGUUUUAAAAAUCAAUUUUGCUGUAACUAAAAAAAGGAGGCUUAUGAAGUUUCAUGUUCCUUCACUAUACUGCAGGAGAUUAUUUGUAUUCAUAUCCUAGUUAUUUUAAAAAUUAUAUUGAUGAAUUACAAAGUGUUUUCUAAAAUGUGAAUAAUGGCCACAAUGUAAAACAAAUACUUGCUUUAUUUUAAAUCAAGACUGAAUACAUGUUCAAGAUAUGUAACAAUUUAUUUAAAAACUAUGAGACUGUUCUAACUUCCAAUGAAAAAAGAAUUUUAAUAUUUCAGCCAAAUAAUGCAUUUUAUUUAUAAAAAUAAAGACAGGAAAUUAGAGAGAACCUCUAGUUUUGC